CCAAUUUUCGAUGGGCGUGUACAUUUGGUCGCGAGCAUAACAUUCCCUGUUUUAUGUUUAAUUUCUGUUUUAAGUUCACAGUUUUAUGUUAAAUCGUGUUCGAUGGCAAGCUUAGAUCGUUGGUUGUGCCUGUGCACAACAUUAUUGUGCCUUGCCACGCUCGGUUCCGGUCAAUUCUAUAACGAAGAAGAAAAGGAAGCAAAAAGUAACAUUGUAUGGUGCGCGACAAGUUUGGAAGAGACGUACAAAUGCCAGAACUUUACCAGAGCGCUCGAGCGGGAUGUUGCUCUGUUUAACGACUUUUUCAUGAACGUAUCCUGCCAUCACGGGUACGAUCACGAUGAGUGUAUGGCACUGAUAAAUGAGCGGAGAGCCGACGUUAUGACGCUGGAUGCGGGAGAGGUUUUUAGCGGUGGUCGAUACCAUUCGCUGAUACCCCUAAUGCAGGAAGGUUACGAGGGAGGUUUCACCCAGUAUCAUGCAGUGGCUGUGAUCAAGAAAGGAUCGCUUACCGAUGUGACCCAUAUACGGCAGCUGCGUGGCAAGAAAGCGUGUUUUUCGUGGGUUGGAAGUCAUGCAGGUUGGACAAUCCCGAUACACACUUUACAACGUGACGGAGGAAUGGCGAUUACGGAUUGCAACAACAUUGUUAAAACAGCGACCGAUUUCUUUGGUCCAUCGUGUGCGGUGAAUGCUCUGAUCGAUAAGUAUAAUCCUAUCGGCGAUAACUCCAACAAGCUGUGCUCGCUGUGCACGGGGGUGGUGCCCGGUGGCAAAUGUACUCCAACCGAUCCUUACGCUGGAUUUGAAGGUGCCUUCCGUUGUCUCGUAGAAGCGGGUGAUAUUGCUUUCCUGAAGCACACCACUGUCGAUGAAAUGGUGGAGAGUGGAUUCAUUCCUGGCGUGACGGUUGAUCAGUUUGAGUUGCUGUGUCGUGACGGUACGCGUCAGCCUAUAUCACAGUACCGGCAGUGUGAGUGGGGUAAUGUUCCAUCGCACGCACUUGUCGUAUCCAGCGCUACGUCUAAAUCUGAUCGACGAAGACUGAAGAAAUUUUUUACCAAAGCCGUCAAUCUGUACGCAUCGAAACAGCGUCGAUUCAACAGUACCACGGGAUCGGGAUACGAUCGGCAGGACGAUCGUUAUCGACCGUACCAAAGCUCGUACACUUCCACCUCAACCACAACAUACUCGCCGUACGCCAGCUUCGACCAGAACAUGGCAAACGAAAGCCAACCAUACGAAUCGUUCGAUUUGUUCGAAUCAAGGCGAUACGGCAGAAGAUUGAAUUUGAUGUUCCAGGACUCGGCUCGCCAUCUAGCUCCGGUUGAUGAUGAUAAUCAAAACUAUCAAAGAUAUCUUGGUAAAGCGUUAGACCAAAUUUACGAAACUCGGACUUGUCCGGUCGGAAGAAUGAUGCUGUGCGUCACCUCGGACGCGGAGUACGAGAAAUGUAUUAAAAUGCGAACGGCGCUCAAAGCUCAACUCAUCAAACCGGACAUGUUGUGCACGAAGGCGCACUCGCACAUUACCUGCAUGCAACACAUUCAAUCCGGAACGGCUGAUGUGACAGUGCUGGACGCUAGCGAUGUUUAUACGGCCGGAUUGCAUUACGAUCUGAUGCCAUUUAUGUCGGAGGUGUACGAUUUGGGUCUGCCGGAGUACUACGUGGUAGCCGUGGCCAAGGAAGAGGAUCCCGACACGGAGCUAACCUAUCUGCGGGGCAAAAAUACGUGCCAUUCAGGCAUGAAUACGGCCGCCGGAUGGGUUUAUCCGAUGGCGUACCUAAUUUCGAACGGAUGGAUUCGUCCGUAUGGAUGCGAUAGUAUACGUGCUGCUGCCGAAUAUUUCACCAAAUCCUGCAUACCGGGAGCAAUCAGCAAGGAGUAUAAUACUGGCAUACCGUACGAUAAUAUGUGCGAUCUGUGCCAUGGCAGCAGUUUCCGGUACUGCCGUCGUGAUGCAUCGGAAGAUUAUUAUGGCAAUUCGGGUGCAUUCCGGUGCUUGGUGGAGGGUGGUGGCCAUGUGGCGUUUGUACGUCACACAACGGUGAUUGAAAAUACGGGUGGCAAGAAGCGCGAAUGGUGGGCCCGAGAUGCGCUGCCUGACGACUUUGAACUGCUGUGUCCGGAUGGAACAAGAGCGGAAGUGAACGAGUUUAAGAAAUGCAAUCUCGGCAAGGUGAAGGCCAAUGCCAUCGUGGCACGUGGAGGACGUGGGUACAACGGAACCGAGAUGAACGCUUACAUAAACCUUUUUACCUACGCGCAGCAGUUCUACGGAAGAAAAUUCUCCGACGAGUUCAGCUUCAGCAUGUUUUAUUCAAUCCCUCCGUAUCACGAUUUAAUCUUUUCCGAUGCUACCCGUGGUCUACGCGUAGUUGACUCCGACAAACGUUGGUUCGACGCAUAUCUAGGACCCAACUUUAUGCGCGCCCGUCGUAUCACCGAUUGCCAUGCAGGUGCGAGUAGUCUGAAGAUAAGUGCCUUUGGUAGUCUUUUGCUAGGAGUAGUAGCGUUGUAUUGGCCACGAAACAUACUUCUUUAAGCAGCACGAACGACGAAACC
This is a messenger RNA of Anopheles maculipalpis, 2567 nucleotides long. It is a transcript of the gene Tsf2, whose product is annotated as melanotransferrin. The record is from RefSeq and is a predicted model, not a curated record. Gene Ontology annotation, cellular component: plasma membrane; extracellular region; early endosome. NCBI's taxonomy places the organism in Eukaryota, Metazoa, Arthropoda, Insecta, Diptera, Culicidae. Gene Ontology annotation, biological process: iron ion transport. Bases 103 to 2547 code for a protein of 814 amino acids. The transcript has 4 exons.